Messenger RNA from Monodelphis domestica (gray short-tailed opossum), 3317 nucleotides. The record is from RefSeq and is a predicted model, not a curated record. NCBI's taxonomy places the organism in Eukaryota, Metazoa, Chordata, Mammalia, Didelphimorphia, Didelphidae.
AUGUCAAAGGGACCCACAGUUGGCAUUGAUCUUGGCACUAAUUACUCCUAUGUAGGAGUCUUCCAACACGGGAAAGUGGAGAUCAGUGCUAAUGACCAAGGAAACAGGACCACCCCCAGCUACGUCGCCAUCACCAAUACAGAAUGUUUAAUCAGUGAUGCUGCAAAGAAUCAAGUUGCAAUGAACCCCACCAACACAGUCUUUGAUGCCAAACAUCUGAUUGGUCACAGAUUUGAUGAUUCAGUUGUACAGUCAGACAUGAAGCAUUGGCCUUUUAUGGUGGUGAAUGACGCAGGCAGGCCUAAGGUCCAAGUCGAAUAGAAAGGGGAGACCAAAAGUUUCUAUCCCAAAGAAGUAUCAUCUAUGGUCUUGACCAAGAUGAAAGAAGUUGCUGAAGCUUACCUUGGGAAGACUGUCAUAUAUGCUGUUGUCACAAUACCAGCCUACUUCAACAAUUCCCAACGACAGGCCACCAAAGACGCCAGAACCAUUGCUAGUCUCAAUGUGCUCCGAAUCAUCAAUGAGCCAACUGCUGCUGCUAUUGCUUAUGGCUUGGACAAAAAAGUUGGUGCCGAGAGAAAGUUGAUCUUUGACCUUGGAAGUGGUACCUUUGAUGUCUCUAUCCUUACCAUUGAAGAUGGUAUCUUUGAAGUCAAGUACACAGCUGGGGACACCCACUUGGGUGGCGAGGAUGACAACUGCAUGGUCAACCAUUUCACUGCUGAGUUCAAGCAAAAGCAGAAGAAGGACAUCAGUGAGAACAAGAGGGCUGUUCGCUGUCUGAGCGCUGCUUGUGAACAUGCAAAGAGAACCCUCUCUUCCAGUACACAGGCCAGUAUUGAGAUCGAUUCCCUCUAUGAAGGUAUCGACUUCUAUUCCUCUAUUACCCAGGCCUGUUUUGAAGAGCUGAAUGCUGACCUCUUCCGUGGCACACUGGAUCCUGUGGAAAAGGUCCUCGGAGAUGCCAAGCUAGAUAAAUCACAGAAUCAUGACAUUGUCUUGGUGGGUGGUUCCACUCGAAUCCCCCAAAUCCAGAAGCUUCUGCAGGACUUCUUCAAUGGCAAGGAGCUCAACAACAGUAUCAAUCCAGAUGAGGUUGUUGCCUAUGGUGCAGCUGUCCAGGCUGCCAUCUUGUCUGGAGAUAAAUCUGAGAAAGUGCAGGACUUGCUGCUGCUAAAUGUCACUCCUCUUUCCCUUGGAAUUGAAACUGCUGGUGGAGUCAUGACAGUUCUGAUCAAACGCAAUACCACCAUUCUCACCAAGCAGACCAAGACCUUUACUACCUACUCUGACAAUCAGCCUGGUGUGCUUAUUCAGGUUUAUGAAGGUGAGAGAGCAAUGACAAAGGAUAACAACUUACUUGGCAAGUUUGAGCUCACAGGAAUCCCUCCUGCCCCUCCUGUCUCUCAGAUUGAAGUUACAUUUGACAUUGAUGCUAACAGCAUCCUCAAUGUGUCUACUGUGGAUAAGAGCACAGGCAAAGAGAACAAGAUCAUCAUCACCAAUGACAAAGGUUGUCUGAGCAAAGAAGACAUUGAGCGCAUGAUCCAGGAGGCUGAGAAGUACAAGGCUGAAGAUGAGAAGCAGAGAGAUAAGGUGUCUUCCAAGAAUUCUCUUGAGUCUUAUGCUUUCAACAUGAAGGCAACUGUUGAGGAUGAGAAACUGCAAGGCAAAAUUGGUGAUGAAGACAAACAGAAGAUCCUUGACAAAUGCAAUGAAAUAAUCAACUGUCUGGAUAAGAACCUGACUGCUGAAAAGGAAGAAUUUGAAUAUCAGCAGAAAGAAUUGGAAAAAGUCUGCAACCCCAUCAUCACCAAGCUGUACCAGAGUACAGGAGGCAUGGCCCAGGGGGCAUGCCUGGUGGGUUCCCAGGAGGUGGAGCAGCCCCAUCUGGAGGUGCUUCUCCUGGACCUACCAUUGAAGAGGUCGACUAAAUGUGCCUGAAGAAAAAGCAUUCCACACAGCUUUCCAAAAAUUGAAGGUCUCAAAUUUGUAGCCAAGGCAGUAGCAGUUUAAAGUUAACAUUUAAGCUACUGUGUAAAUCUGGGCAUUCUGAAUACUUGAAUGUGUUCAGAAGGAGAAGUGAACAACAUUGCACUUUAUCAGUACUGUAUAAAAACAAGUGGAAAUGCAAUUCUUGUCCUAGAGAAUAAAUAUUUAAAAUUGGCACCAUAAAAAUAAAAAAGAAUUGCUGUGGUCAAAAAAUUCAUCACUCCAAAGCCAACCUGGUGGAAUUUCUCAAGUAAACUGGGCUGGUCCUCUGAUGACAUAAAAGUUAGUUGCUUGCCUUCACCAGAAGCUGUAUUAUCUUGAUAAGACUUUCCAGAAUUUGUGUUCUUUUGGAGUGACCUUUGAAAACCCAAGGUAACUGCCUGUGCUUCUCAACAACUUAAGAACUGUUGUAUUCAUUGGGAUUUGGAAACCAUGCCUCAUGUAAUCUGGAAUAUUCUGUGUUAAUUUUACGAAUCAUCUAGACCUUUGGAGAACAAAUCAUAUGGGCAGUUGCAUAGCACAGUGGAUAAAGGGCAAAACUUAGUGUCAGGAGGACAUGGCUUUGAAUCAGGCCUCAGGUACUCCUUAGCUAUGUGGCCCUGGCCAAGUCACUUAAACCAGAUUGCCUAGCCCUUGCCAUUCUUCUGUCUUAGAUUUGAUACCAGGACAGAGGGUAAGGGUUUAAAAAAAAUCCUGAGGAAGGUCCUGAAUAUAAUGAUAUAUAAAGAAGAUAUGGACUCUUAUCUGCAAGUAUACUUUGUUGUAAGAUUUUUUUCAAACCCUUAUCUUCCAUCAUGGAAUCAAUCCUGUGUUUUGGUUCCAAAGCAGAAGAGUGGUAAGGGCUAGGCAAUAGGGGGUCAAGUGACUUACCCAGGGUCACGCAGCUAGGAAGUGUCUGAGGCUAAAUUUGACCUAAGACUCUUGUCUUUAGGCCUGGCUCUCAAUCCACUGGGCCGCCUACUUGCCCCCAUUGUAAGAUUUUAAAAUGAUGUUUGUGUUCUUUUAAUUAUUUCCUAUUUAUUCCGUCCAUACUUGCUUUGUAUAUAUUUGUUUACAUGUUGUCUCUCCCAUUAGAUUAUAAAACUCCUUGUGACCACAACAUGGAAAAGGAGAAAAAAAGUGAAUACUAUUAUUAUAUUGACUUGCAGAGGCAGAGUGUUAGGAAAUGUACAGUAAUGGUACAUAGAUUGAUGUUUGGUUUGGGGUUGUUUUUUUGUCUGUUUGUUUUUUUGGCUGAAAGGAUUAUUUAGAAAUAGAGAGGAUAUAAAAACAAGAUUUCAAUAAAAGUAAUGUCUGUAAAAAAAUAAAGCUCCUUGUGGGUAGGA